AUGGGACUCGGCGUAUUGGACGACACUCAUCUUGAGCAUGUCCCUGGGACUGCUCUCCUCACCGAUGUGGUAGGAGCAGACCACCAACACCAUCAUGGGAAUCUUGAUACGUCGGCACUUCGCCACGAUAAAGGCAGGAACUCGGAUGUUCUGCUAGUGCCGCAGCCGUCCAAGAGUCCAAAUGAUCCUCUGAAUUGGCCGCUAUGGAAGAAAGAUAUGAUGCUCUUCUUCAUCUGUAUUGACACCGCUGUAGUCGGUGCAUGGGGACCCAUGAUUUCUCCAGGCUUUGCUUUGAUGGCCAAGCAAUUCGAUAUGUCCUACAACGAUCUCAAUGGUGGUCUCGGAUGGGGUAUCUUUGUCAUUGGAGUCUCUUGCUUCUUCACAAAUUCCAUGGCUGUCAUCUGGGGUCGGAGACCAAUCUUCUUGCUGGGCAAUCUCCUCCUUUUCAUCAGCAGUGUCUGGGGAUACUUUGCACAUUCGUACCACUCGCUCCUGGCGUCUCGUCUCAUAGGAUGUAUCGGCAUGUCCCCAUUCGAAGUCUUAGUCACAACAACGAUCGCCGACCUCUACUUCGUCCACGAACGCGGUGUCAGACUUGCGGCCUGGGGUCUCUGCCUUUCUGUUGGAGUGGGAGGUGGAAGUAUCAUCUCUGGAUACAUCAUCCAAGAUCUUGGCUGGAAUUGGACAUAUGGCAUCUGUGCUGUCAUAUACGGAGUCUGGAUCCUGGUCCUCUUCUUCUUCUGCCCAGAAACAGCGUAUCGUCGAGACCCGAUUUUGAACAUCGAUCUUGGAACAGACGACAAAGCUGCUGAACUUGCUCUGGACGAAAAGGCAACCGCAACAGAAGCUGCAACUCAUGUUGAGUCUCUUGAGCGUGUUGAACUCAACGAGCCUGUCGAGGAGAAACAUUCGUAUGCUUAUGAGCUUCGGAUAUUCCACGGACGUGUUUGUGACGAUUCGUUCUGGAAAGUGCUUACUCGACCGUUGAUGAUGCUCAUCUUUCCUCAAGUCCUGUUUUCCUUCUUUGCGUACGGAUUAACGACAUCGUGGCUGGUCGUAGUCGGAAGUGUUCUGGCACAGCUCUUUACCGCCCCUCCAUACAACUUCUCGGUCUCCGGUGUUGGCCUUGUCGCCGUCUCUCCACUCAUCGGGUCCAUUAUUGGAGCAUUCAUCUCAGGUCCAAUUGCCGACUGGAUCGUGAAGUAUAUGAGUCGCCGAAACAACGGUAUCUACGAACCAGAGUUCCGUCUGGUUCUCGUCAUCAUAACUCUGAUUAUCGGAGGAAUGUCGUUCUUUGGAUUUGGUAUUUCUCUCCAAGAUCAAGAUCCCUGGAUUGGUCCUGUUAUCUUUUAUGGGAUGCAAUACUUCGGAGUCGGAUUCAUGUCCAUUGCCGUUUAUGGAUACCUGACAGAUUGCCACCGUGACAAGGCGCCUGAAGCUUUCGCAGCAAUCAACUUGCGAAACAUUUACUCGUUCGGUAUGAAUUACUUCAUCUCUUCCUGGAUCUCCACACAAGGGCCAAAAGAAGUUUUCUCGAUCAUCGGCGGUAUUCAUGUUUUCAUCUGUUUGAUGGCCAUCCCGAUGUACAUAUUUGGAAAGAGAUGUCGAAGCUGGACUAGCAGGGUGGAAGUCUUCCAGAAGGUGAUGAGGGCAUGAAGCGAGUACCGAUGGAUUGCAUGAGCGGGGUUGAAAUUGUCGGCAGAUAUACUUUAUAAUAAUCU
Mollisia scopiformis is the source of this 1721-nucleotide messenger RNA. Its product is annotated as MFS general substrate transporter. Gene Ontology annotation, molecular function: transmembrane transporter activity. The record is from RefSeq and is a predicted model, not a curated record. NCBI's taxonomy places the organism in Eukaryota, Fungi, Ascomycota, Leotiomycetes, Helotiales, Mollisiaceae. Gene Ontology annotation, biological process: transmembrane transport. The transcript is spliced from 2 exons. The coding region runs from base 1 to 1656 and encodes 551 amino acids.